This is a messenger RNA of Sinocyclocheilus rhinocerous, 1862 nucleotides long. It is a transcript of the gene rbfox2, whose product is annotated as RNA binding fox-1 homolog 2. The record is from RefSeq and is a predicted model, not a curated record. NCBI's taxonomy places the organism in Eukaryota, Metazoa, Chordata, Actinopteri, Cypriniformes, Cyprinidae. The coding region runs from base 500 to 1768 and encodes 422 amino acids. Gene Ontology annotation, cellular component: nucleus; cytoplasm. Gene Ontology annotation, biological process: nervous system development; regulation of alternative mRNA splicing, via spliceosome. Gene Ontology annotation, molecular function: mRNA binding. The transcript has 12 exons.
GCAGCUCCACGCCACUCCUUUGUUUUAGGAAAUCGCUUGAAUCGCUCGAAGGACUGGAAUGAUGCAUCGCGUUUCUCUCGCGUUUUUCUGCGACGCCUGUUUUUAAAGGCGAACUUGACCGUUUUGCGUUUAAUUUGGUGGAAAAGCGUUUGAGGUCCGAAACCUUCAGACGCAUUGAGCGUUUCCUUCGCGUUCGCCCUCCAUGCGUUUAGACUCGUUUUUUCCCCACCGUUUUCCGCUCCACGCCACAGGAUCCUCCGAAGCGUUCUGAAGCUCGCUUGUUUUUGUGCUCGCGGUUCGAGUCUGUUGUUCGCGUCCAGGCCCGAAACAGUCGCUACGCUUCAAAGGCCUUUAAUGCGGCACUCGCGCGACACAUUGUAACGGGUUUCCACGCGUCAGAUGAGCGUCGGUUCUGAUCCAUAAAGCACCGCCGAUCCUCUGCCAGAACAUCUCGUCUUCGUUGUUCGCUCUUCAUACGCAGCGUCUGCGGCCCUCUUCAAUGUUAAUGUCGACCGACGUCGCAUCUGUAAUGCUGCCCGUGAGCCACGGGAUCCUGGAACACGACCGGGAUCUGGACUCCGGUUCGGCGGCGGUUCGGGGGAUGAAGCGCGGGGACCCGGAGCCGGAGGGCGCCACGGCGGCGGGGGAUUCGGUCGGAGCUGAAUGCAAACGAGCGCGGAUGGACGGUACCGGAGAGACCGGACAGGGUUCACAGGACACGAUGGGAGCGCCGGAAGAUGUGGUGGCUCCGUUCUCCUCCUUCCCUCCUCCUCCACCUCCUCCUCCUCAGAACGGCCUGGCGCUGGAGUUUGGGGGUGGCAGCAUUUACCCCGCAGGGGGGCAAACGGAGGCCCCAGCAGGAGCCAGCAGCACCUCCUCUAACCCCAGCGCUCAAAUGUCAGACAGCUCUACUCAGGCAGAAGAUCAGUGUGUUUCUGCCAGCGGUUCGGGUAGCAACGAGUCCUCCGAGGCCAAAGGAACCCCGAAACGCCUCCACGUUUCUAACAUCCCCUUCCGCUUCAGAGACCCAGACCUGCGGCAGAUGUUUGGGCAAUUUGGAAAGAUUCUGGAUGUGGAGAUCAUUUUCAAUGAGAGGGGCUCAAAGGGCUUUGGUUUUGUGACGUUUGAGGGCAGUGCAGAUGCAGAGAAAGCACGAGCACGUCUCCACGGGACCAUCGUGGAGGGACGGAAGAUCGAGGUCAACAACGCUACGGCUCGAGUGAUGACCAAUAAGAAGAUGGUUAGCCCGUAUACUAACGGAGAAGGUCUCAGCACGCUGCCCUACGCGGGGUGGAAGUUGAGUCCUAUGAUGAGCGCGAUGUACGCACCGGAGCUCUACGCAGUUCCAGGGUUUCCGUAUCCCACCACCGCCGCCGCAGCAGCCGCCGCAUCCACAGCUGCGACCUUCAGAGGAGCGCAUCACCUGCGGGCUCGCGGGCGUCCCGUCUAUGGAGCGGUGCGCGCCGCGGUUCCUCAGCCCGCCAUACAGGCCUACCCGGGUGUGGUGUACCAGGAUGGGUUUUAUGGAGCUACAGAACUGUAUAGCGGCUAUACCGCGUAUCGCUACACCCAGCCGACGGCGGUAGCGAGUCCCACAGCAGCGGCGGCAGCAGCAUACAGCGACAGCUACGGUCGCAUGUACACAGCAGAUCCGUAUGCGGCUGCGCUAGCGGCUUCUCCGGCGGCGGCGGCGGCGGCAGCAGCGUAUGGAGUCGGCGCGAUGGCCACUCUCUACAGAGGAGGAUACAGCCGGUUCUCGCCAUAUUAAUACACUUCCAGAUUCGCUGUCUCUCUGAAACUUCACCAACGGCUGCUGACCUCGGAGGGAAAAAUCCAAUCACACUCUUGGAAACAAAAAAAAA